AUGGGUGAGCUUGUAAAUGCUGCAAGAACAUUAGGUGAAACAGGAAAUUUUGUAGAUGGUUUUAAAAGACUUGUUUCAAAUGUUUUAACAAACACAAAGAAAUUAUUUAGAUAUACCGUACAUAACGGACGGAUUUUCGAACAGAUAGCAACAAACCCUCCGGUUAUGGCUGCGUUGAUGAUGGUUAGAGAUAUAAAACCACGUAACGACGGGAACGAAGAACAUGAACAACAGGAUACUGGUCGGGUUAUUCGAGACAUUAAAAACGUGUAUCCUGAAGUUAUUGAUUUAUUUAGAGGAGUUAAUGAUUCAAUUUCAAAACAUUCUAUAACCCUCGAUGAAGAGAAUAAAUUAACAGAUUAUAUAUUCGUCAUUAUUGCAGAAUUAAUGAAGAGAAUAAAUGAAAAAGGAAUUGGUGAUAUCAUUAAUGUCAGCGAUGUAAUGAUGAAAAGAAAUUUUGACUCAUUAUUUACAAAACCGAAAACAGAAUAUAGUCUUUAUGACGUAAUUACCGAAUUAAUGAAAAAGAUUAAUGAUAAUAAGAGUUCUGGCGGAAGAGUUGAAUUAGAAGUGAAUGAUGUUAAUGAGAAAUUAGCCGAAAAAGCAGACAAAAAUGAGCUUUUAGCUCUGAGUGAUAAAGUCAAGAACCACGUUCAUUAUAUAACUUCAGACGAACAGAUUAUAACGGACUACCAUGGAUAUUUAACACGAAGUGAUGAAGCGAAGACAAAAAAUGUUAAUGAAAGAAGAUAUAAAUACAUUCGUGCUAAAG
Trichomonas vaginalis G3 is the source of this 772-nucleotide messenger RNA. RefSeq lists its product as uncharacterized. The record is from RefSeq and is a predicted model, not a curated record. Lineage: Eukaryota; Parabasalia; Trichomonadida; Trichomonadidae. The transcript has a single exon. The annotation marks the transcript as partial.